GAAUCAUUAACCAAUGGCAACAGGAAUCCAAGGAUAAAGUGAUUUCCCUCCUGUUAACUCACCUGCCUUUGCUGAAGCCAGGAAACCUCGACGCAAAAGUAGAGUAUAUGAAACUGCUGCCCAAGAUCCUGGCGCACUCUAUCGAACACAACCAGCACAUCGAGGAGAGCAGGCAGCUGCUGUCCUAUGCGUUGAUACAUCCGGCCACCUCGUUGGAAGACCGCAGUGCUUUAGCCAUGUGGCUGAAUCACUUGGAGGACCGCACGUCAACCAGCUUCGGUGGCCAGAACCGAGGCCGCUCGGACUCUGUGGAUUAUGGGCAGACACACUACUAUCACCAAAGACAGAACUCCGACGACAAGCUCAACGGGUGGCAGAACUCUCGGGAUUCUGGGAUUUGCAUCAACGCCUCCAACUGGCAGGACAAAAGUCUGGGGUGCGAGAACGGCCAUGUGCCCCUCUACUCCUCCUCAUCCGUCCCCACCACAAUCAAUACGAUCGGAACCAGCACAAGUACAAUUCUCUCAGGCCAGGCACACCACAGCCCUUUGAAACGAUCUGUGUCCCUUACCCCACCCAUGAAUGUGCCAAACCAGCCUCUAGGACAUGGAUGGAUGUCUCAUGAGGACUUGCGAGCUAGAGGACCCCAGUGCCUCCCAUCCGAUCAUGCCCCCCUGUCUCCACAAAGCAGUGUAGCCUCUUCAGGAAGUGGUGGGAGUGAACACUUAGAAGAUCAGACCACUGCUCGUAACACAUUCCAAGAAGAAGGUAGUGGUAUGAAAGAUGUUCCAGCCUGGUUAAAAAGCCUCCGCCUUCACAAGUACGCUGCGCUGUUCUCCCAGAUGACCUACGAGGAGAUGAUGGCCCUCACCGAGUGCCAGCUGGAGGCUCAGAAUGUUACCAAAGGUGCAAGGCACAAAAUUGUCAUCAGUAUUCAGAAGCUCAAAGAAAGACAAAACCUCCUGAAGUCUUUGGAAAGGGACAUCAUCGAGGGGGGCAGCCUUCGCAUCCCACUCCAGGAGCUGCACCAGAUGAUCCUGACUCCUAUCAAGGCCUACAGCUCCCCGAGCGCCACCCCCGAGGCUCGCCGCCGGGAGCCCCAGGCCCCACACCCGGCUUCGCUCAGGGGCCCGGGGGCCACAGCCACCACCUCAGCCGGCGCCAGCGGCGGGCUCCAGCCACACCAUCUGAGCAGCUGUGACGGGGAGCUGGCUGUCGCCCCCCUGCCGGAGGGGGAUCUCCCCGGGCAGUUCACGCGUGUCAUGGGGAAAGUGUGCACACAGCUCUUGGUCUCCAGACCCGAUGAGGAGAAUAUAAGUUCCUAUUUACAGCUCAUAGACAAGUGUCUAAUUCAUGAGGCAUUUACAGAGACGCAGAAAAAAAGAUUGUUGUCAUGGAAACAGCAGGUGCAGAAGCUCUUUCGGUCUUUCCCUCGGAAAACCCUUCUAGACAUAUCAGGAUAUCGACAGCAAAGAAAUCGCGGCUUUGGGCAGUCCAACUCCCUCCCGACGGCCGGCUCUGUGGGCGGCGGCAUGGGCAGACGGAACCCACGCCAGUACCAGAUCCCUUCUCGGAACGUCCCUUCUGCCCGCCUGGGCCUCUUGGGCACCAGCGGGUUCGUCAGCUCCACCCAGCGCAACACCACAGCCAACCCCACCAUCAUGAAACAAGGAAGACAGAACCUCUGGUUUGCCAACCCCGGGGGCAGCAACAGCAUGCCAAGCCGCACCCACAGCUCCGUGCAGAGGACCCGCUCGCUGCCCGUGCACACUUCCCCCCAGAACAUGCUGAUGUUCCAGCAGCCAGAAUUCCAGCUUCCCGUGACUGAACCUGACAUCAACAACAGGCUGGAGUCCUUGUGCCUCAGUAUGACCGAGCACGCCCUGGGAGACGGGGUGGACCGGACCUCCACAAUCUAAAGCUGAAGAUGGGGGAGACCGCGCUGGCCGUGAAAUCGACUGCUGCGGGUCCAGUGUUAGCCAUCGUCGGGCUGCACGGAAUCCUCCGGGAUCCUUCGCAGCCCUCCCCUGGUCCCUCUCCCACUUUGAUUUUGUGAGAGCGUAGGUCAUCCUUGUAAACAUAUCAGUAGACCUGGGA
Myotis brandtii (Brandt's bat) is the source of this 2097-nucleotide messenger RNA. It is a transcript of the gene SAMD4A, whose product is annotated as sterile alpha motif domain containing 4A. Gene Ontology annotation, molecular function: protein binding; mRNA binding; translation repressor activity. Gene Ontology annotation, biological process: nuclear-transcribed mRNA poly(A) tail shortening; negative regulation of translation; regulation of mRNA stability. NCBI's taxonomy places the organism in Eukaryota, Metazoa, Chordata, Mammalia, Chiroptera, Vespertilionidae. Gene Ontology annotation, cellular component: P-body. The record is from RefSeq and is a predicted model, not a curated record.